Molecule: messenger RNA, 2790 nt
Organism: Nematostella vectensis (starlet sea anemone)
Lineage: Eukaryota; Metazoa; Cnidaria; Anthozoa; Actiniaria; Edwardsiidae
Exons: 2
Coding region: 415-2373 (652 amino acids)
Source: RefSeq, a predicted model, not a curated record
AAGGCGGGGGUCUACCUGAAACUCACUACAGACAUCAAAAAAAAUUUUUUUCGAUAAAUAUCAUAUUCGGCUAUUCCUUUAUCAAUUCAAUGUUGUCUUACAACUGUCCUGACUCUUUUUCGAUAAGCCCGAGCGCUUUUAAAAAGUUGUGUCAAGUUUGAAGAUCACGUUGCCAUGGCAACGAUUACUGUUUCUUUUGAAUUCGGCGCAUUUUUUCUACUCCAAUGGGGCCCAAUCGCCAUACAAACCUCCUCAAAUCUCUCUUGAAACAACUGUCCAGCGGUUGACAGCAAAAUACACAACUAUUAUGGGAUAUAUAUGUGCAAAAUCCAGCAAAACUUCGAAACUUAUCGAACCGCGAUCCUCAAAGCUAUAUACAACUCAUAUCAACUCUUUAAAACACCUUGAAAAAUAAUGGUCGGAGAAAAAGACUCAUCUACGUACCGAAAGAAAAGAAAACGCGUGUUUUACGGCAAGCAAAAACAGGAGCUGAACCGCUCAGACAGAGAUGAAAGCUCUCAAACAACUCGUGGCCUCGUCGAAGAACCAGGACCCUCACACUCUCGAUCGGCAGAUUAUACUCCAGAUCACAGUGAACAAGCUCCAGCAAGUGCUUCUAGAAAGAAGCUUAGCGACCAUGGCUACAAUGAAAGCUUUGACGGAGAGUUUUCUUCGGACGAUCAAAGCCUUUCAAAAUUUGACUCAGACCACGAGGAGGUAUCUGGUGAUGAUGCUGAAGCCUGCGAAUAUCGAGUCGUGGACUUGGGAUGCCUCUCUUCAUAUCUUUCCGAUGUUCAUAGAUGCGAAGAAGGUAAACUUGAAAUAAAAGAAACUACUUCAGCAAGGGCAGGGCUGAAAUCCUCUUUCGAGGUUAAGUGCAGUUCCUGUCAUGAAACUGAAACUCUGACAACAUCAAGUCAAAUCCACCAAAGAGGCAAGUCUUUCGAUGUCAACCGGCGAGUAGUGUACCACUCCCUGGAAAGUGGAAAUGGAUAUGAGGGACUUGCUUCAUUUUGCAGAGUCAUGAAUAUGCCAUGCGUUAGCAAAGCAGCAUAUUACAAACAAUUGGACAUAAUUGUCAAUGCUCAGGAAGAGGAGGGAAGACGUGAAAUGUGUUCGGCCGCAAAAAGACUGCGUCAGAAGCUGAUAGGAGAUGAUGGCAAGGAGUUUGAGCUUCUUGACGUGGCUGUCAGUUUUGAUGGAACCUGGGCCAAGAGAGGCUUCACAUCACUCACUGGAGUGGUUUUUGCUAUUUCUAUAGACACUGGAGAGGUCCUAGACUACCAUGUCCUCUCCAAACAAUGCCAGACAUGUACCAUAAACAGAGGCAAAAUUUCUGAUGAUGGAGAGUUUGAGGAUUGGAUACUAGAACAUGUGGCUUCAGGUGCAUGUGACAUAAACUUUGUUGGAAGUUCUCCUGCCAUGGAGGCAGAGGGUGCUGUUGUGCUCUGGAGUAGAUCCAUAGAACGCCACAACAUGAGGUACAAGUGGAUGAUUUGCGAUGGGGACAGUAAAUCACACAACUCUGUCCAAGACAUCUACGAUGAAUGUAGGGUGGAAAAAUUAGACUGUGUGGGGCACGUGCAAAAAAGGAUGGGAAAGCGGUUGCUCCAGUUGAAGAGUAGGAGAAAAGGGAAGCUAGAUGAUGGCCAUACGAUUGGUGGCCGUGGCCGCCUCACAGAGGCCAAGAUAAAAAAACUCCAAAAGGAGUAUGGUCUGGCAAUUCGCCAGAACACUGUGCAAGAUACUAAUCCCACAGAAAGAGACAUUGAUGUGGCAGUAUAUGCGAUGAAAAAGAAUAUAAUCGCAUCUCUACACCACAAUAUUGGGAUGCCGGAUCUUAAAAAACAGCAUCAAUACUGCCCAAAAGGGGCAAAUUCCUGGUGUAAGUUCCAACAGGACGAAGCCACCGGUACCUCCAGUUACGACUCAGCAGACUGCUUACCUGAGGUUUUUCUAGAGGUACUGCGGCCAGUAUACAUGAGCUUGAGUGAGACUGAUUUACUGAAGAGAUGUGUUCGUGGAAAGACACAGAACCCUAACGAAUGUAUUAAUUCGUUGGUUUGGGCCCGAUGCCCAAAACACAAGCACCAUGGCCCAAAGGUGGUGCGAUUUGCAGCAGCAUCUGCUGUCUGCCAUUUUCAUGGGGGGGCUGCUAGUAGGGAGAAAGUGAUGGAGAGUCUUUUGAUUCCUGCUGGCAGCCAUACAAAGCAGGGAUCCCUUCUUAAGGACAGAAAGCGGGUGCAGAAAGCAGACAGGCAAGUGUCUGAAAAGGCAAAGAAGAAAAGACAGGCCACCCAGAUGCGCAGAGUACGCAGGGAGGAGGCUCUAAGGAGUGCUGAGGGUGUUACUUACGAGUCUGGAGCCUUUUAGCUAAAAUAUUUUCAAGAACAUUGCUUAUAUGAUAAGAAACAGCGUUUUUGUGAUUAUUGUCAACUUUAAAGGCAUUUUCCCGAAUUUUUGCUUUUCGGGCUUCAAGAAAAGAUAUCUCUUCAAGAAUUUGUUCAAUUGACCUCAAACUUUCAGCAUUGAUAGAUAUAACUGAGGUGAUUAAAAUGAGUUGAGGGAUUUCCUCUUUAAUUUUUUAAAAGAAAGUUAUGGACUGAUGAAGUCAAUUUUCCUAUUAUGCAAAUUUAAAUGACUUCUAUUGGCUAAUUUUUUGGAAUUCCAAAAUUUCCUCAACUCAUUUUAAUUAUUAGUGUUCUAGCAAUAGUACAAUGAAGAAAAAUCGAAAUUCCAUUCAAUCUGCAAGGAGUUAUUUUUUCUUAAAUAAAAACUCUCCUUACUCAG